Austrofundulus limnaeus is the source of this 3247-nucleotide messenger RNA. RefSeq names its product P450 (cytochrome) oxidoreductase b (gene porb). The transcript is spliced from 17 exons. Gene Ontology annotation, biological process: response to hormone. Gene Ontology annotation, molecular function: NADPH-hemoprotein reductase activity; flavin adenine dinucleotide binding; FMN binding. The record is from RefSeq and is a predicted model, not a curated record. Gene Ontology annotation, cellular component: cytosol. The coding region runs from base 43 to 2154 and encodes 703 amino acids. Lineage: Eukaryota; Metazoa; Chordata; Actinopteri; Cyprinodontiformes; Rivulidae.
GAGAAGUUCCAAGGAACCGGCUGCACGUCCCAGGACGUAGUCAUGGCCCGGUCUCUCUCUCUCUCUCUCUGCCGCCGGUUCCUUCGUGUUUCAGCGGUCUCCCCUCCUUCAUAUUGUGUCAACGCUGCAGACAUGGACCCUGAGACCAGCACUCACGCAGACGGCGCAGGAGAUGAAGAGGAGCCUCUUUUCAGCAACCUGGACCUCUUCCUCUUCUCCCUCAUCGUCGGCCUGGUCGUUUAUUGGUUCAUGUCUCGCAGGAAGCCGGAGCCCAUUCCUGAGUUUAAGAAGCUUGACACACCAGCCCCCACCACACGAGAGACGAGUUUCGUUGAGAAAAUGAAGAAAACGGGAAAGAACAUCAUUGUGUUUUACGGCUCUCAGACGGGCACAGCUGAGGAAUUUGCCAACAGACUGGCCAAAGAUGCUCAGCGCUACGGCAUGAAAGGAAUGGCUGCUGAUCCAGAGGAGUACACCAUGGGGGAACUGUCUCGUUUGUCAGAGAUCGAGAACUCCCUUGCCAUAUUUUGCAUGGCCACUUACGGUGAGGGAGACCCAACAGAUAACGCCCAGGACUUCUACGACUGGCUGCAGGAGAAUGAUGAUGAAGAUCUCUCUGGGCUGAACUUCACUGUCUUUGCUUUGGGAAAUAAAACAUACGAACAUUACAACGCAAUGGGAAAAUAUGUAGACAAAAGGCUAGAAGAACUGGGAGGCAAGCGCAUCUUUGAUCUUGGUUUAGGAGAUGAUGAUGGCAACCUCGAGGAGGACUUCGUUUCCUGGAGAGAGCAGUUCUGGCCGGCAGUCUGUGAGCACUUUGGUGUGGAGGCAUCAGGAGAUGAGUCAAGCAUCCGACAGUACGAGCUGAAGGUUCACACGGACGUCAACAUGAACAAAGUCUUCACAGGAGAGAUCGGCCGGCUGAAGAGUUUUGAAGUCCAGAAGCCGCCGUAUGAUUCAAAGAACCCUUUCCUGGCCCCAGUCACUGUCAACCGCAGGCUCAACAAAGCUGGUGACCGACAUCUUAUGCACCUGGAGUUGGACAUAACGGGCUCCAAGAUCCGAUACGAGUCAGGAGACCACGUGGCUGUUUUCCCCACAAAUGACUCUGCUCUCGUGAACAAGCUGGGAGAGAUCCUUGGCGUGGACCUUGAUGUGGUUAUCUCUCUCAAUAACCUCGAUGAGGAGUCCAACAAGAAACAUCCGUUCCCCUGCCCAACCACGUACCGCACGGCGCUCACACACUACCUGGACAUCACUAACCCCCCUCGCACYAACGUCCUGUACGAGCUGGCUCAGUACGCCUCUGACCCGAAAGACCAGGAGAACAUGAGGAAGAUGGCGUCCUCCUCCCCCGAAGGCAAAUCUCUCUACCAGAGUUGGGUGCUGGACUCCUGCAGGAACAUCCUCGCCAUCUUGGAGGAUAUGCCAUCUCUGAAGCCCCCCGUCGAUCACCUGUGUGAGCUGCUGCCUCGUCUCCAGGCUCGCUACUAUUCCAUCGCUUCCUCCUCUAAAGUCCACCCCAACAGCAUCCACAUCUGUGCUGUGGUGGUGGAGUACAAGACCAAGACGGGCCGCAUCAAUAAAGGCGUUGCCACCAACUGGCUGAAGAACAAACUCGUCAACGGCCACAAGUCAACCGUGCCCAUGUUCAUCCGCAAGUCUCAGUUCCGCCUGCCGUUCAAAGCCUCCAACCCGGUGGUCAUGGUCGGCCCCGGGACUGGAAUCGCUCCCUUCAUGGGCUUCAUCCAGGAGAGAGGCUGGCUCAAACAGCAAGGGAAGGAGGUUGGAGAGACGGUGUUGUAUUACGGUUGCCGAUACAAAAAUGAGGAUUAUCUUUACCAGGAAGAGCUGGAGGAGGCAGAGAAGGACAGCGUCUUAACACAACUUAAUGUUGCUUUCUCCAGAGACCAGGAGCACAAGGUGUACGUACAGCAUCUCCUGAAGAAAAACAAAGACCACCUCUGGAAGCUGAUUCAUUCAGACAACGCUCACAUCUACAUCUGCGGUGAUGCAAGAAACAUGGCUAAAGACGUGCAGGCAGCUUUCUGCGACAUCGCAGAGGAAGUUGGAGGCAUGACCCACACCCAGGCCACUGAUUACGUUAAGAAACUGAUGACCAAAGGACGCUACUCACAAGACGUGUGGAGUUAAAGAGUCCCAGUCAGACCCAGCCUCACUGCUAAAGUGGUGAUCAUUUUAAUAUCCUGUUUUUUUUUUAACAGCUGUUUUGUCUUGGUCUGAUCUAUAAAAACAAACUUUUGUUCAGACUCUCCUGGUUCAUGAGGGCUACGGGGAGCAGAAGAUCAUGAAGCAAAUUUUACCUUGGCUUUUUUUUUUUUUUGUCAUUUCUCAAAUUUCAGAUCUGUAUGUUUUGCGAUCAUGUUUCCAGACCACCAGGAUCCUCAGCUGAGCUGUUGGAUCAGGGCCGGCAGCGGCCAGCCUCUCUGAGUCUCUGAUAUAAAUAAUUCAAUAAGGGGUGUUGGACUGUAACUCUAAGAGCUUGCAGGUUUUAAAGAAGAGUCCCACUGGUUUGAAAUUUAUUGAGAAAGUGAAUGCAGAAAGAGGUCGUCUCUAUUUCAGGUCUAUUUUUGAUCAAAUUGUUCUCAUGACAUCCGGUUGGUAUUAAGAGAUUCAGGAGUUUCGUCAGAAAGACUUUCUUUCCCACACAUCAGUGCAGACUUUAGUUUCUCUCCGAGCUUGUUUAGUAGUGCUCUCAAAAGCACUUUAAAACAUAAACAGUUUUUACCUUUUUAAUUAAGAUUAUGAUAAUCAUGCUUUGUACCAGCAGCUUAAAGGGAGAUGAUCACAUUAAAAAGCAUGAGAGUGUGCAUUUUAGAGCCUAUGUUUGGCCUGCCUUUAAAGAAAAAACAUCUGUCGGGACCCUGUGUUUGUCAAACAGUAAAACACUUUAAACAAGGUGUGGUCUCUGAAACAUCUAUUUUUAUUUGUCUGACAGCAGAGGAACUUGUAUUUUAGUCUCAUAUCAUGACCACAUCUGUUUUAUUCCUGUAAUUUCUUUUGUUUUGUCAAAAAACAUUUUGUAGAAAAAAUACCCAGAUGUUCUGUGUUUUCUAGCGUCUGUCUCCUCUUGAGUUUUUUGGGGGGAGUUAACCAGCUGAAGUGCAGCCUGUGCCUUUUUWAAUACUGCCUUAUGUAUAAAGCAUCAGAAACUACAACAGUUCACCAUUUCUUUAAUGCUUACAUUUACAUAGAAAACUAAAUUCUUCUGAGACACUUUACCUGA